UAUACGCAGAACCCAUAGCCAUAGGUACCGCCUCACUCGUUGGCCUACUCUGAAUGCCCAAUUGCUCACUCUGCCAGUCCUCUCUGCGUCCCCCAUACAUUCUGCUCAUAUUUCACCGUUUCUCUUCACUGUCCCUUUCACUCUUUGCCCAUCCAUUUGCUAUUUCUAGCCAUUCUCCUCCAUUGGCAGAUUCUAAGAGUGAAAAUGAAAACCCAGAUGUUGAAAAGCUCCUGUCAAACUUUCAUGUUUCUGGCUGCACUGCUUCUUCUUCCUCUGGAACUCUGUCAUGGCUCUUCAGUAGGGAAGGAGACUAGGACUUAUAUCGUUCACAUGGCUAUAUCACAAUUGCCCUCCCACUUCCUGGACCAUUCUAACUGGUAUGCUUCCUCCCUCAAAUCUGUCUCUGGAUCUGGGGAAGUUAUGUAUGUCUACAAGAAUGCUAUACAUGGAUUCUCAACCAGAAUUACGCCGGAGGAAGCUGAGGCCCUGGUAAAUCAGCCGGGGGUUCUGUCUGUGCUGCCGGAGACCAAGUACGAGCUUCACACCACCCGCACGCCAUUGUUUUUGGGCUUAGAUAAGAGCGCCGACUUCUUCCCGGCGUCGGAUGUGGCUAGUGAUGUUGUCGUGGGGGUGCUGGAUACAGGGGUAUGGCCGGAGAGUAAGAGCUUCUACGACGGCGGCCUUGGGCCGGUUCCGAGUUCAUGGAAGGGAGAGUGCGAAUCUGGGAAGAACUUCAAUGCUUCCUCCUGCAACAGAAAGCUGAUCGGCGCGAGAUCCUUCUACAAAGGCUACGAAUCCACUCUGGGUCCGAUUGACGAGUCCAAAGAGUCGAAAUCGCCCCGAGACGAAGACGGCCAUGGCACUCACACGGCUUCAACCGCCGCCGGAUCUCUAGUCUCCGGUGCUAACCUUUUGGGUUACGCCCCCGGAUCUGCUCGCGGAAUGGCCACACGCGCGCGAGUGGCGGCGUACAAAGUCUGCUGGGUGGGCGGUUGUUUCAGCUCCGACAUACUGGCGGCCAUGGACAAGGCAAUCGAGGACAACGUUAACGUCCUUUCGUUGUCCCUCGGCGGAGGCACCUCGGAUUACUACCGGGACAGCGUCGCCAUCGGAGCUUUCGCUGCAAUGGAGAAGGGAAUUCUCGUCUCCUGCUCUGCCGGAAACGCAGGCCCCCAUCAAUUUUCCGUGUCCAACUUGGCGCCGUGGAUUACAACUGUCGGUGCCGGAACAUUGGACCGCGAUUUCCCGGCGUUAGUCAGUCUAGGCAACGGGAAGAACUAUUCCGGCGUUUCACUGUAUAAAGGCGAUCUAUUGCCUAAUAAACUUCUUCCUUUGGUCUACGCCGGGAAUGUCAGCAAUGCUACCAACGGAAAUCUCUGUAUGAUGGGCACUUUGGAUCCUGAGAUGGUGAAGGGCAAAAUCGUGCUUUGCGACCGAGGAGUAAAUGCUAGGGUUCAGAAGGGUGUCGAGGUAAAAGCAGCCGGCGGUGCAGGGAUGGUGUUGGCGAACACCGCUGCGAAUGGGGAUGAGCUCGUGGCGGACGCCCACCUACUCCCGGCGGCCGCGGUGGGUCAGAAAAACGGAGAUGAAAUCAAGAGGUACUUGUCGUCAGAUUCCAAUCCAACGGCCACCAUUUUCUUCCAGGGAACAAAAGUGGGAAUAGAACCGUCCCCGGUGGUUGCGGCAUUCAGUUCGCGGGGCCCGAACUCGAUCACCCCUGAAAUACUCAAACCGGACAUCAUUGCACCCGGAGUCAACAUUUUAGCCGGGUGGACCGGCGCCGUGGGUCCGACCGGGUUACCCGUCGACACGAGACAUGUAGAUUUCAAUAUCAUAUCUGGCACGUCAAUGUCGUGUCCUCACGUGAGUGGAUUAGCCGCCCUCCUCAAGGGGGCCCACCCCGAGUGGAGCCCAGCGGCAAUCCGCUCGGCUCUUAUGACCACUGCUUACAGCUCCUACAAGAGCCGAGCGGGUCUAAUCGACGUGGCUACGGCAAAUCCAGCCACCCCUUUUGACUUCGGGGCGGGCCACGUGGACCCGGUAACGGCUCUAAACCCGGGUCUGGUAUACGACAUCAACGUGGAUGAUUACCUAAAUUUCUUGUGUGCAUCCGAAUACACUCCGUCUCAAAUCAACACUCUGGCCAGAAGAAACUUCAGUUGCGACUCCGGCAAGAAAUUCAGCGUCAGAGAUCUGAAUUACCCUUCCUUCGCUGUUUCUUUUGUCCCACAAACUGCUGAGGGCGGUGGAAGCUCGGCAAUCAAGUACACGAGAACGCUCACCAACGUGGGCGAAGCCGGAACGUACAGAGUCUCUGUUAAUGUAGGAAGCGGCAAUUCGGUCAAGGUGUCGGUGGAGCCGGAAACCUUAAGCUUCAGUGAGAUGAACGAGAAGAAAUCGUACACUGUAACUUUCACCGCUCCGGCAAUGGAGUCUUCUGCCAAGAACGUUUUCGGAAGAAUCGAAUGGGCGGAUGGGAAGCAUGUUGUGGGAAGUCCGUUCGCAAUUUCUUUGUCAUAGUGAAUAGGAAUGUAACAUUCGUAUUUCUAGUCCUUAAUAAUAAUAAUUCCCUCCCUUCCUUAUUACGGAGUAGUUGUUUCUAUAAAAUGUCAUAAUGAAAUUGGCAAGUAGUUAGGAAUGGGUGAAUGGCAUUGCCCAUUUUAGGGCAUUACUCCGCGCACCUACAAAAUUACUAUGCGCACCCUGUUUUGACAAAAGUGUCCCUAGUUUAAGUUUUUGUUUUACGGAAUAGUAUAAUCCAUGCGCUUGUUAUACGGAGUCCUGCCGACUGUGUAUGUACUAGGGCUGAGACC
This is a messenger RNA of Cuscuta epithymum, 2813 nucleotides long. Lineage: Eukaryota; Viridiplantae; Streptophyta; Magnoliopsida; Solanales; Convolvulaceae. The record is from the annotation of a GenBank genome assembly.